Parasteatoda tepidariorum (common house spider) is the source of this 955-nucleotide messenger RNA. Lineage: Eukaryota; Metazoa; Arthropoda; Arachnida; Araneae; Theridiidae. The record is from RefSeq and is a predicted model, not a curated record.
AUGCUCCAGCUAUCAGGAAAAAUUGCUACUCUGCAGCGGCAACAGCUCGCUUGUCGCAUUUCUAGAAGUAUAUAUUCCAGUAAAAGUGUUCGGCUAACCUCAGAGUCUAACUAUAGAAAUUCUGAAUCUGAAGGGUUAAAGAAAGGAUAUGGUGAAAAAGAAAUUUACUUACUUCCUGACAUUCGAACACCUUUACCAAGCAAUAUGGGAAUUCCUCCAAUUUCUAUGUUCUCUAGAGACACUAAUCAAGAGUUUCCAAAACCAGCUGGUGAAAACUGUGAAAUAUUGACUAAGCAGUUGCCAGUUGAGAGGUAUCAAAAUAUUUGCAGUCAGGCUGCAAUAACAGCUGGGGCAGAAAUUUUAUUUGGUUCUGGUAAAACAGAAUAUGCAGGUUAUGAUUGUCCUGAACUUCUAAAGAGAGACUUUUUAGAUCUGUUUCCUCAUAGAGAUUUAAGGUAUGAUGAAAAUCUAACUGUAAUUACUAUUUGCCAAAAAACAGAAAAUGAUAUGAGUGUCUGGAGUGAAGCAAGUGAAGUUGAAAGUGUUAAACGUGAACAAUUUUUUGUCAUGGCUGCAAAUAUGGUAGUGGAUCAUUUAACUUCCUUCUACUACUGGGCAGAUUUUAUCCAUCCAUCUUCUGGCACUGUAGCAACAGAUAAACCUCGUUUUAACCAAUUAAAUAAUUCAUCUGUUCCUCUUACCAAUGCAACUAUGUAUCAAACUGAUUUAAGAUAUGCUCAUCUUGGUUUCACCAUUGAUGAUAUGGGAUGCUGUAGAAUCAUAUCACACCAUAAGUGGGGAACACAUAUUUUUGUGGGAGCCAUAUUCACUAAUGCCAAAUUAGAAAGCAAAGAAGUUCAAGUGUUAUUAAAUAAGGAACGUCUUUUGCAAGAAAAAUUAUAUUAAAUUAUAAUAUUUGUUUUUUUCCUUCUGUAUAUUAAAAAUUAAUUCUUUA